Molecule: messenger RNA, 591 nt
Organism: Dibothriocephalus latus
Lineage: Eukaryota; Metazoa; Platyhelminthes; Cestoda; Diphyllobothriidea; Diphyllobothriidae
Source: the annotation of a GenBank genome assembly
AUGCGGCAAAAUAAUGAACCAACUUUAGGGGCUUAUUUUUGGCCUAAAGCUAUCCAUAUUUUUUGUUGCCCUCAUCAGGUGAUAGCCACAAAUACAGGUGUGGACAACGUUACGCUGACGGGCUCCUGUACGGUGAGAGUCCUCAUUCGCAAUGUCAAUGAUCAUCCACCCGAGUUUCUUCCACCACAUAUCAUCAUCGGGCGGCUGCAACGUAAUCACUCCUGGCCGCAGGCUCUGGCGGUGAUCCAACUACCUGAGAACCUUCCCCACGACUCCGCCUUCAUGCAACUCAGCACCCUGGAUCGCGAUCAGCCCUCAACGCCAAGCGCGGACAAUAAUAGUAAUCAUAUGAUUAGACUGAAACAGUGUAGACCCUUCAAGUUGCACGGGCUGCCAAUGAGGAGUGAGGGCCGGCCAUCGGAGUUUGUCCAGGAGGCCACUGAAGGCCCCGAGCUCACAGCAUUUGCGGUGGACGAGACCUCUGGAAAGGUGACUACGGUGGCUCACCUGGAUCGGGAGAAAGUGGACUACUUUGAGUGCAUUCUGACCGCGGAGGAUAAUGACGACACCUAUCGCCUCACAUCAACGUAA